AUGGCACCCGUCUUCGCAGCCUUCGCUCUACUCGUCAGUGCCAUCGCCGCUCUUGGGGAUGCGACCGCGCGCGACUCGCAAGCCAGUGCGUGCGCCCAAUUCGCCCCGGACGACAUCCCUGGUGUUACCGUCACCGCAGCAACCUACUUCCCUGCGUACGCCCGCGUCGACAUCACCAAUAUCUUCUCCAGCAUCAACACGACGGACCUUCCGGCGUUCUGCCGCGUCGAGCUGAAGGUCACGACGAACGCGACCGCUGGUUCUUUCGCGAACACCGAGGUGUGGCUCCCCGAUGCCUGGACUGGGCGUACACUCACUAUCGGGAACGGCGGAUUCGGCGGAGGAGUGACCGUCGCUGACCUCGGAGGGAUCGCUGUCCCCCAAGGGUUCGUAGGAAUAUCGACGAACACAGGCCAUAACUCUACAGUCCUGGAUGGUAGCUGGGCCGGGCCCCAUAACGAUAACGCGAUCGUUGACUGGGGCUGGAGAGCUAUACAUUUGAGUGUCGUGGCGGGCAAGGAGGUUGCCUCGCAGUACUAUGACCAAACUCCGAAAAAGUCAUACUAUGCUGGAUGCUCUACAGGUGGACGUCAAGGGCUUAAGGAGAUCCAGAUGUUCCCGGAUAGCUUUGACGGAAUCCUGGUUGGUGCACCUGCCAACUUCAUGACCCACCACGAGGCCUGGGCCGCCCACAUGAGCUUGAACGUCCUCCCGGUGACCUCGUCGCGCUUCAUUCCGGAAAGCGUCUGGAUCAACGUGAUCGCACCCGAAGUCAUGUGUCAGUGUGACGCCCUGGAUGGUCUUUCCGACGGGAUCAUCAACGAUCCUCGCGUAUGCAGCUUUCGCCCGGAGGUCCUCACCUGCACCCCGGGCCAGGACACGUCGACCUGUCUGACGGGCGACCAGAUCAACGCGCUCCAUCGCAUAUACGCAGACUACUACGAGGCCGACCAAACCUACAUUUUCGGCGGAUACCAGCCCGGCGGCGAAAAGCUGUACGCGAGGGGCCUCGUCGGCGCUGCGCCAUUCCCGCUACUCCAAGACUGGUUCCGGUUUUUCGUGACCAAUGAUACGCAGUGGACGCCGGACCAGUUCAAUGCGAGCCUGAUCACGCUCUCAGAGCAGGUCAACCCCGGGCAGGCCGACGCGAUCUCUCCAAACUUGACCGCGUUCGCAGGCGCGCCGCACAACGGGAAGGUGCUGCAUUACGUGGGCUGGGCGGACCAGCUGAUCAGCGCAGGGUACAGCGUGCAUUAUUACGAGACCGUGCACGCGUUUGCGCAGGAGAACAGCACGCUCGCUAUCGACGACUUUUAUCGCCUCUUCCCUGUUCCCGGGAUGACCCACUGCGUUGUAUGUUUCUUUCCCCACGCCUCCGGAGGACAAGCGGCGAACGCGUUCGGCGCCGUGUCGCAGCCAGCGCCGCUCUCCCUCGACGCCGAGCACAACAUCAUCGCCGCGAUGGUCCGCUGGGUCGAGGACGGCGUCGCGCCUUCGCAGAUCGUCGGCGUCAAGUACAAUAAUGACUUGCCUUCGAACGGCAUCGCGUUCACCCGUCCGAUAUGCAAGUACCCGACGACGGUGCGCUACCAGGGCGGAGACCCGAAUAGCGCGAGCAGCUUCGUUUGUGGGUGAGGUAUCGCUGGCUUGCCUGCCAGUGUCCAGCGCGUGUAUGUAUUAAGAUGCUGCUUUGUGGAUCCGACUCUGUGCCAGUGAGUUAC
This is a messenger RNA of Trametes versicolor FP-101664 SS1, 1721 nucleotides long. RefSeq names its product feruloyl esterase-like protein. Bases 1 to 1635 code for a protein of 544 amino acids. The record is from RefSeq and is a predicted model, not a curated record. The transcript has 14 exons. Lineage: Eukaryota; Fungi; Basidiomycota; Agaricomycetes; Polyporales; Polyporaceae.